This is a messenger RNA of Sinocyclocheilus anshuiensis, 2192 nucleotides long. RefSeq names its product programmed cell death 1 ligand 1-like. Lineage: Eukaryota; Metazoa; Chordata; Actinopteri; Cypriniformes; Cyprinidae. The record is from RefSeq and is a predicted model, not a curated record. Gene Ontology annotation, cellular component: external side of plasma membrane. Gene Ontology annotation, biological process: positive regulation of T cell proliferation; T cell costimulation; negative regulation of T cell proliferation. The coding region runs from base 176 to 1075 and encodes 299 amino acids. The transcript has 4 exons.
GAAUGACGCUGUGGACUGACAUCUCAGAGUUCGUCAGGUGUGAUCGGGACAGGAUUUCUGAUGUUGAUCUCGGAGGGCUUCCCCGACAUACAACAGAGGACAUCAUCAAGUUCAUCUGGUGUGAUUCAGGGAUUUACAGAGGAUUUAGCUGUUACCAACGGCCGUGGACCGUGAUAUGAACCUGAAAGUGUUGUGUCUGUGUCUCCUUCUUUUUGAAGCCUCCUGUUUCACCGAGUUUGAGAUUACUGUUCCCAGAGACACUGUCACUGGGUUUUACAGUGAGGAACUGAUCCUCCCCUGCAUGUUUCCUGUGGACAGUUCAUGGGAUCUGAGAAGCACUGUUAUUACCUGGCAGCGUGGACUGGAUGUUGUUCACAGUUUCUACUACAGCCAGGACCAGCUCGACCGUCAAAAUCUGCAUUACGUCAAACGCACCAGUCUGUUCAGUCAGGAGAUGACACAGGGGAACGCAUCACUCAAACUGGACAAAAUCACUCUUCAGGAUGCUGGUGUUUACACUUGCUCCGUCAGCACAAACACUGGCAGCCAGAAGAAGAGCUUUGGAGUGAAAAUUGCAGCAUUCUACUCUGAACCUCGUCUGCAGUUCUCAUUGUUAAAUGAUGGAGUGAAUCUGCUAGUGACUUCAGAUGGGGGUUACCCUUCUCCUACACUGCAGUGGCUGAUGGAGAACUCAGACAUCACUAACCAGACACAAACGCACCUCAUGCAGGACAUUCAUACAGGACUUUAUGUUGUGUCUAGUUGGAUAAAUCUCACUGAAGUCACAAACUCCUCUCUGACGUUCAUACUGCACAACAAACCCCUGGGACAAGACAUCAGGAGAGAGAUCCAGCUCUACUCGGAUAAGAGUGAGAGGCAAGGAGAGUCAGCAUACAGAUGCCAUGGAUGCUUCAUAUUGAUCCCUGUUAUUCUGCUGCUGCUGAUCGUGAUGAGUGUAUUGUUUGUGUUCAUUACAAAAAGAAGAAGAGAACAUACCAAACUAAAUGGCUCUACGGAAGUGGGACACUUUUCUGAAAUUCAAAUUCCUAAUAUAAAAAGUUCAAUAUGUCUAUGAAGGUUAUGUUACAAAACCACUUAAACUAAGUUAUAUAUUAUGAAACUUAUGAAAGAUGUUCUAUGAUUUGCAAGACAGACAUGUUUUUUAUAUUGAAUGAAAUAUAGUUAUAAUGUACAGUACACACAUUAUUUUCUAACCUUGGCAGCUUUUAAUAAAUAAUAUAAUUCAUUAGUGUUACAUGACACGGAUCCCUUACAUUAUGUAACAUUUCAAUUCAACAUUUCAUCAUUGGUGCUAAACAGUCUUUUAACAGACCCAAAAUAAAUUCUAAAUAGAAUUUGUCACUCAUGACAUGUUCUGUGAAGCAUUGUUGAUUUUCUACAUUGCAAAAUUGAGAUUGAGAUCACUUCCAUUAGUGUUCCAUUUAAUAUUCAUGAUUGUGUUGAGUUCAUUGCAGUACAUUAACAGCAUGUUUGCUUCACUAUUUAUUGAAUAUGUUUUCUGUUUCUGUAGUUUUUUAGUGUUUUUCUUUUUUUUUUACUGUAAACUACAUUGUAUUGAGAUUUCAAUUGGUAUGGACUGUGUAAAAUCAUUAGUGAUAGUAAUAUUCCAAAUGUUCUGUUCAUGAUAGUCAUACUUGCACCUGUAAUAGGUUUAUCUUAUUACACUGACAAAACACUGCAGAAAAAAAUAAAAUACUUGCAAAGUAUUUCACCAGUGUUGUUUCACAGAUCACGACUGUACAUGUACAUCUAGCUUUUUUCUUUAUAAAAAAAUCAUGUUGGUUUGUGCUAACGGAAACCAAAUCAAAUGGAAUUGUUCCAGGAAUAAUGGAAGUACACACAAUUAGUUCAUUCAAAUUUACAACCAUUACAAGUCCUGUAGAGAUUAUCACACACAUGAAAAGGUCAGUGUGGGUGAGGAACACAAAAUGUCUUUUUAUAUCCACAACUGAUACGAUGUUAAAAGGCAUUCCACUGAAUAAUAAUAUUUUGUCUGACUUUAUCCACAAGUCUUGAAAUGUCAUUGUAGAGGCAGUAGGACCAAACACGUGCCCAUGAAGACUCAUAAUGACAUGAACAGCUUCUAAGGAUCACAAUUAACAGGAUGUUCUGAUUCAAUCAUUACCAUGGAGACCAUGUAACAAAAGGAAUUUAAUCUCUCUUUUAAUAUC